Molecule: messenger RNA, 1208 nt
Organism: Zootoca vivipara (common lizard)
Lineage: Eukaryota; Metazoa; Chordata; Lepidosauria; Squamata; Lacertidae
Product: protein NKG7
Cellular component (GO): plasma membrane
Source: RefSeq, a predicted model, not a curated record
AAAAGGAGCAGGGGGUCAAACACACAGGGAGGAGAGAAACAGGGGGAAAGCAGAGCUGAGACAGACUAUAGAAGAAGACCAAUAAAGAGUGUGGAGACAAACCCCGCUUUGAAGGCUCCUUCCUUUGCAACCACAGCUCUGUCCUGACCCCACGCUGACAAGGACCAGCCUUUCCUGCUACAAAAUCUCAAGCCAGCAGCUCCUGACACAAGUUUUCCUGCUCUGGAGUCCUCAGCAUCGCUAUCUGGCCAACACUUGUUCUUUCCGCAAAGAGAGCCAGGGUCCUUCCAGGCAAGAAACCAGCCCUACAAGGGUUAAUUUUGCCAAGGCUCUUCCAUACAAUCGUAAGGAUGCUGCUCUGCAGAAUCUUAAGCAUACCGGUGGCUUCCAUAAGCAUCAUUGCUUUGUUCAUUGCCCUGACCACCGAUUACUGGCUAGUGGCUUACGGACCGGCUGGCAUUGCCCACAGUGGCCUCUGGCAGGAGUGCAUGGGUGGGAACUGCUGGACACCAACCAAGGCUAAUGAAUACAUCCUUGCCACACGUGCGUUCCUAAUCUUGGGCUCCCUGGCAGCUUUGGCCUCAGUCAUUUCUCUUACCGCCUCCUUCAUGCCUUGCGACUGUGGCUUCCUUGGCGGAGCCUUCGUCACGUCCAUCGUUGCCGUCACAGGUGCACUCUUCACUCUCGUUGGUGUAGUCGUAUUCACCGCUGAAUCCUGGGGGAAGAACAGGGACCCUCAAAUCCAGCUCACCUAUGAGUGGUCCUUCUAUCUUGCCUGGGUAGCAUUUCCCAUGAUGCUCCUGACUGGCAUCUUCAGCUUUGUUGCUCACUUGUGCCCUUCAAGGCCUGGCUAUGAGAAUGUGUGAGGACCUGGUUCCUAAGAAGCAAAGGCAACCUUUGAAGACACACAACACACAAAGGAAGCCUGUUCUCUCCCUCCCUCCACUUCCCAUGCCAGUGAAAUCGCCUUCACAACUGUCCCAAUCGUGCUUUCAUCCCCAAUCCAUUCACAGCACCCCCUACAUAGCAUCCGAGCUGCCUUGUCUUCAGGGAGCUUUUUCUGCACUGCCUAGUCUACAGGUUGAGCAUCUGCCAUGGAAUCACUGGUUGCAAACAAAAGAUGCUUCGCAGGAGGCCACCGACCAAACCGCAAACUGAUAUGGAAAUGUGGAAAGCUAAAUGUAAGGCUUGAAAAAAAUAAUAAUAAU